GGCUCUGGCAGAAGUGGCUGCAGCCCUGACCCACGAGGUAGAGAGUGCGAAAGUACUACAACGUCCCAAGAAGCUAGAACGCUGGAGAAACAGCUGCUCUUAGCCAAAGCGAAAGGUGCUGAAAAAAUUAAAAAGAAAAGGAACACCCUGUUUGGAACGUUCCACGUGGCGCACAGCUCUUCCCUGGAUGACGUGGAUCAUAAGAUCUUGACCGCCAAGUGAGUGCUGGCCGGGGUGGCUCUGGCGGAGAGGCUCAAUCGGUGGCAGCAGGUGGAGCUGCUGUGUGGCUUCCAGAUUGUCAACAACCCGGGCAUCCACGUGCUGGUGGCCGCCCUCAACAUCGACCCCAGCUGGAUGGGCGCUCCUUCCCGGCCCAACCCCUCCCACUUCAUCAUGACCGACGACAUGGACGACUUGGACGAGGAAAUCAUCUCUCCCGUGUCGGCGCAGUCGCCUGUCAUGCCGAGCAGCGUCCGCCAUCGGCUUGUGGACCCCCAGCAUGCCUUGGGAUCCCAGAGGUUGGUAGAGAGCCAGGCGCUGUCCGGCUCGGCCGAAUCCGGGGCGUUGGCCCACUUCCUGCCGGGCAGGGUGUCUCUGCGUCGGAUGCCCAGCCUGACCGGCAGCCAGGGUUACGGCUCCGAGGUCCAAGGCACCGGCCCUCCCUUCGCCGCCGCCGCUGCCUGCUCCUCCUCCUCCUCUUCCACUCCUGCCCACAUGGCUUCAGCCUGCCACGCCCUCCCCAUCUACUACCACCACACGACCGCCUCCUACAUCCUCCAGAUGGACACGCUGCCCAACCUCCCCCCUCCCGAUGUCACAUCUGGGACGCGCUGUUGCACAGACAGCUUUGGAGAUUUGUCCCGCUCCGACUCGGACUCCUCCCUCCCGCACAUGAGUGACCAUCAGCGCGUAUCCAGCGCGGCCCCCAAGCUGCUCCCCAACCGGCCGACCCUGCUGCACAAGACCUCGGAGGAGACCGCCGGCUCGGGCCACUCGGCCCUCGGUGCCGGGUCCCCCAACGGCGGCCACAGCCGGCACCCGGAUGCCUCUUCCUCGCAGGAGCAGCUGCCCGAGAGCCCCAUUGUGAUGAAGAAAGCGAUUAUGCUGAACCACGGCUUGGAGAAGUCGUCCAGCCUGGGGGAGAUCAGCCACUUGGCGGCCAGCGGGGUGGGGAUGCGGCCGAGCCACUCCGACUCCUCCCGGUCUCACAGCCCCAGCUCCACGGAGCCCGACACCCCCUCCCCGGUCUCCGACUCCCGGCCCAACAACCUCGCCAAGGGCAGCACCCGCAUCCCGCAGCUGGCGUCCAAGAAGACCGUCGGGGAUGAGGACAGCGGCUCCACGGGCGAGGAGACCGACUCGGGCCCCGGCAAGAAGAAGUUCCCCCUCAAGAUCUUCAAGAAGCCAAAGAAGUAGCCGGGGGGCCGGAAGGAGGGGUGACCCCCCCUGGGACAAGGGGAAAUGGGGUGGGGGCGAGGGGAGGGGAGCCCCCACCCACCGAGAGCACCACACGGGUAGGGGCGAGCACUGGCCCACCCCCUCCUCCCUGGGACCCCGCUGCUUCCCGUUCACAGCUGUGGGGGGAGGAGCUAAUGAAAUGUGUUUGUUUUGUGACCUCAGCCUGCCCCCCCCCCCCGCUCAUGCCAGAGAGCCCUUCGCUUUGGCUGUGCAUGGCUACUGCUGAUGCCUCUUGCUUGUGUGCCCCCCCCCCGCCCUGCUCCCCCUGCAGGCCACCUGGUUUCCUCUGCUCCGUUCCCUGCUUCUCCUCAGUGCAGCAAACCACGAGACACGCCCCCCCUCCCUUCCUUCCCAGCACCUCUGCCCUCUUCCUAGCCCCCCACCAAAGCCCACCAGGAGCUCCACGAGAUGUUUGGGCAGAGCGAUGGCUGUGUGGGGAAGUGGGGGUCUGCUUGACUCUGCCGGGAGAAAGACUCUUGCCCUCGUGGGGGCCCCUGCCUCAGAGAGACUCUGCCCCCUUCCCCCAGCGAGGUGUUUGAGUCCUUGGAGACCCCUGUGGAUUGCCAGGGUCCAUACGGGGAAUUCCGGGGGCAGCAAGUUCUGCGGGGCUGUGCUACGGCCCGGUCCGCCGCUCCCGUCCCCUCCAGCCGAAGGGGCUGCCGUAGCCUGGAGAUCAGUUUGUGCUUCCAGGAGAACUGCAGGCCCUACCUGGAGGUCGGCAACUGUGCCUUGCAGGAGAUAGAAGCCAGGGGGCUGCUGUCCGGGGGGGAGGUCACGUGUGGUUUCUUGGCAGGGGUCCCCAGCUCUCCUUCAUGGAGAAAGGCCGGAGCGCGGCUCUGCAGGCAGAGAGGUCCACUGAGCAGUCUGCCCGUGCCCCCACCCUGGAGCCGGGGCCCAGCCUCGUUGCAAACCACGUGCCUCAGCGUGGAAUGUUUUUUGUGUGGAGGUUUCCAGGAGAACGAGGAAGCCGUGGGGCUGAGGAGGGGGGGGGCAGGCCCUGGCGUCCGGUGCUGUCCCGAGAACGGAUGGCACGGGCUCAGGGCGUAGUGGCCCGGCCCUGUGGCUCUUAGCCCUCCUGCCACCUCAGGACCUAGCAGAGAGGAACCCCCCCACCAGUUGGAGGAAAUGGGGCUUCAGCAAAAGGGGGGCAGGUGCCACGUGUGGUGGCCUACAGGCCUGAGGAGAAAAAGGGGGGGGUGAUAUUCCUCUCCCUGCUGCUCUGCGUUUGCACUUCAGUGGGCUCCGUGGGGCCAGCCUCCCUCCCAUUGACCCGCAUGUCUGGGAAAGACACCAGUGGGGCCUCUAAGCCUCUCGUACAAUUGAGGGGCCCAGGGCUCCUGGGGACCCCCGCUGCGCCCUCCCCUCUGCAACCAAGUGCCUACAUCUCUCCGCUGCUGUGCCCAGGAGGGCUCCCGCCGGCUUGCGCCCCCUCCGCCCCGAAGAGGAGAGAGAAGAAGCAGCUCAGGGGCUUGCGUGGGUGGCGGUGGGGACGCAGCAGGGGCGACGCUUGGCUCGGUGGCGCUGCCUGGGUUGGGCUCCGCAGGGUAAAGAGCCUGUCCUUGGUCCUGCUUUCCGGGGGUGGGCUCCAGCCGCGAGCGGGGGGGCUGCUGCACCCACCCCCCUUGAGAUGAGACGUUGCCGCGCCAAGCAGGCUCCACCUCCUCCAGGAGAACUGCCCAUCAACGCCGCCCGCCCGCCCGCCGUCCUGGGCAGUGCCCGGCAACCAUUGGCACAGCAAACCCUGCCGUGCGUCUGCCAAGUCUGAUUUUAUUCUACGGCCGUUUCGUAAAACUGUUUUCAAUCCAAUAAAGCAUGUAGGCGAUUUUAAGAG
Messenger RNA from Sphaerodactylus townsendi, 3289 nucleotides. RefSeq names its product stromal interaction molecule 1-like. Gene Ontology annotation, cellular component: endoplasmic reticulum; plasma membrane. The record is from RefSeq and is a predicted model, not a curated record. Gene Ontology annotation, biological process: intracellular calcium ion homeostasis; store-operated calcium entry; activation of store-operated calcium channel activity. Gene Ontology annotation, molecular function: calcium ion binding; calcium channel regulator activity. Lineage: Eukaryota; Metazoa; Chordata; Lepidosauria; Squamata; Sphaerodactylidae.